Molecule: messenger RNA, 1782 nt
Organism: Musa acuminata subsp. malaccensis (wild Malaysian banana)
Lineage: Eukaryota; Viridiplantae; Streptophyta; Magnoliopsida; Zingiberales; Musaceae
Product: pentatricopeptide repeat-containing protein At4g14170
Molecular function (GO): protein binding
Source: RefSeq, a predicted model, not a curated record
UGUAGGAGACCAAAUAGGUUGGAUCACUUUGAGCAGCCAAAAUAGGUUCUUCGGAUGUAUAGAAGUGGAAAGCAAAAGGCCUACUUGUACGUGAUACGACACUCCUUUGAGGGUGUAAUAGAAAGCUUCGCCAUUUUGAUUGAUGCAGAGUUCGCCUCAUUCCAUGCGUUGUUGCACGACAAUUAAGGACGGGACUGGCCAUGCUAAGUUGCAUCGGUCCAGCCGCGCGUGGCAGAAGCCAUGCGCAUCAGCAUGACCGACGCCGCCAACCUCCUCUCCUACUACUUCCACCUCCUCCAUAUCUCCCCCUCCCUUCGCCACCUUCGCCACCUCCAUGCCCGCCUCCUCCGCACCGGCCUCUUCACCAACGUCAUCCUCUCCUCCAAGCUCCUCCUCUCCUACUCCCGUCGUCGCCGCCUCCUCCCCUGCGCCCUCUCCGUCUUCCUCCACAUGCCCCGCCGCAAUUCCCACUCCUGGAACACCCUCAUCGCCGAGCUCUCCCGCUCCGGCCGCCCCCUCGAAGCCAUCGGCUUCUUCCACAGGAUGCGCUCCUCCGGCGUGCCCGUCGACGAGUUCACCUUCCCGCCCGUCCUCCGCUCCUGCGCCGGCUCGAGCGACGCCGCCGCCGGAAUGUCCGUCCACGGCGUGUCCGUCAAGUCGGGAGUAGAGAGCAGCAUCUUCGUCGCCUCGGCGUUGGUCUUCUUCUACAUGGCACUGUCGCGGACAUCCGACGCACGACAGCUGUUCGAUGGAAUGCCGGAGAAGGACGCGGUGUUGUGGACGUCGAUGCUGUCGGGGUAUGCCCAGAACGGGGAUUCGGCGUCAGCCUUGGCGUUCUUUAGGAAGAUGGUGGACGGUGGGCUGCAACUUGACCAUGUGGUGUUGGUGAGCUUGCUGUUGGCCUGCGGGCAGUCGGGAUCGAUCAGGCACGGGAAGAGUGCGCACGCCUGUUGCGUUCGUCGGGGCUUAGGGUCGCCGUUGACAUUAUGCAACGCUCUCGUGGACAUGUACGUGAAGUCCGGCGAUUUUGGCGCCGCCGAGAGGGUCUUCCAUGGCAUGCCCGCCCGGGAUGUGAUCUCAUGGACCGCUCUGAUACUCGGCCACGGACUGAACGGCCAUGCAGAUGUGGCCCUGAAGCUGUUCGACGAAAUGUGCACGCAAGGGAUACAGCCAAAUUCGGUAACUUUUCUUGGGGUGCUGUCGGCGUGCGGGCACGGAGGGCUCGUGGAGAAGGCAUGGGGUUUCUUUGGUUCGAUGAGACAGUGUGGCAUAGAGCCGGAGCUGAAGCAUUACGCCUGUGUGGCCGACGCGUUGGCGAAGGCCGGCCGGUUGGUGGAGGCGGAGAGGUUCGUGGCGGAGAUGCCGAUGGAGCCGGAUGAGGCCAUACUGGGAGCUCUGUUAGCGGGAUGCAGAGUGCACGGCGACACGGAGGUAGGCGACAGAGUGUCGAAGAGACUGAUGAGGAUGCGCCCGGCGAAGAGUGGUUACUACAUGAGCUUAGCAAACAUGUAUGCAGAUGCUGGCAGAUACAGCGAUGCAGAGAGAGUGAGGGAAUUCAUGAAGGAAAGGAGUGUGAACAAGCAGAUUGGAUAUAGCUCAGUCGAUUCGGAAAGUUAGAAGGGGCUGUAAAGUUGUGUCAAAAGAAAAAAGAAAGAGAUGCUGUGACAUAUUUAUGGUACUACAAUGGCCAUUAAUUCUCCAUUAAAUGAAUUAAACAGUGUCUUACUGUUCAUAAGUACACACUAGUAAAGCCUUUUAUGCAUCUACACAGUAGUUACAUGA